Anolis sagrei ordinatus is the source of this 2504-nucleotide messenger RNA. RefSeq names its product aminopeptidase like 1 (gene NPEPL1). Gene Ontology annotation, molecular function: metalloaminopeptidase activity; manganese ion binding. Lineage: Eukaryota; Metazoa; Chordata; Lepidosauria; Squamata; Anolidae. Gene Ontology annotation, biological process: proteolysis. Gene Ontology annotation, cellular component: cytoplasm. The record is from RefSeq and is a predicted model, not a curated record.
CUCCUCCUCCUUUGCUGCUGCUGCUGCGGGGAAGAUGGCGAACGUGGGUCUGUCCUUCGAGGGCAGCGCGGGCGAGGCAGACCCGCAGAGCCGCCCGGUGCUGGUCCUGGGCCGCCUGGCCAACCUGCAGCGCCUGCCUUGGACUCACCUCCGCGGGAAGCUCCAGCCACGCGUCUCCGAGGAGGUAUGGCAAGCUGCACUGAACACCUUGAACCCCAACCCGACCGACAGCUGCCCCCUUUACUUGAACUAUGCCACCGUCGCGGCUCUUCCUUCCCGAGUCACUCGGCACAAUAGUCCAUCGGCCGCCCAGUUUCUUACACGUCUCAUUCGAAACUGUCUUCCAGGCGGGACUAACAGGUGCAUCCUUAUGGUCUGUGAGCGCUCGGAGGUCUUUGCUUCUGCCUGUGCCAUAGCCAGGGCUUUCCCACUGUUCACGCGGCGCUCAAGUGUGUCCAGGCGUAUAGAGAAGAGAACCGUGAUAGUGGAGUUUUUCCUGGUUGGGCAGAACAAUGGCCCAGUAGAGUUGGAAAUGCUGAAAUGUCUGGAAAGUGCUACGGAAGGUGUCAGGCUGGCUGCUCGGAUUGUAGAUACUCCAUGCAAUGAAAUGAACACGGACAGCUUUCUGGAGGAAAUCAAAAAAGUUGGAAAGGACUUAGGAAUUGUUCCAACCGUUUUCCGAAAUGCAGAACUGAAGGAGAAGGGAUUUGGGGGUAUCUAUGGUGUUGGCAAAGCUGCUGUGCACCCUCCUGCUCUUGCUGUGCUCAGCCAUACCCCUGAAGGUGCCACUCAGACUAUCGCUUGGGUCGGAAAAGGGAUUGUCUAUGAUACCGGAGGACUCAGCAUCAAAGGGAAGACAACAAUGCCUGGGAUGAAGCGAGAUUGUGGCGGAGCUGCUGCUGUUUUGGGUGCCUUCAAAGCUACCAUAAAGCAAGGCUUUAAAGAUAAUCUUCAUGCAGUUUUUUGUUUGGCUGAGAAUUCUGUUGGACCAAACGCAACAAGACCUGAUGAUAUCCAUGUUCUUUACUCAGGAAAAACUGUGGAAGUCAACAACACUGAUGCUGAAGGCCGGCUGGUCCUUGCUGAUGGAGUGGCAUACGCUCGCAAAGACCUUGGUGCUGACAUCAUUCUUGAUAUGGCCACUCUCACUGGUGCUCAGGGAAUUGCCACAGGGAAAUACCAUGCAGCCGUCCUCACCAAUAAUGAAGAAUGGGAAAGAGCAUGUGUUAAAGCGGGCAGAAAUUGCGGAGACCUCGUGCAUCCCCUCGUCUAUUGCCCUGAACUCCAUUUUACCGAAUUUACCUCAGCUGUAGCUGACAUGAAGAAUUCUGUGGCAGACCGUGAUAACUCCCCAAGCUCUUGUGCCGGACUUUUUAUUGCUUCACAUAUUGGAUUUGACUGGCCUGGUGUCUGGGUCCAUAUAGACAUCGCAGCACCUGUCCACGCAGGUGAACGGGCCACAGGUUAUGGGGUGGCUUUGCUGCUGUCCCUGUUUGGCCGUGCCUCCGAAGACCCUCUGCUGAACCUGGUGUCUCCCUUGGGCUGCAAUGGAGAUUCCCCCGAGGACGACAUGGGGAGAGACUCCAAGAGACGGCGCUUGGUUUAGGGCUCGCGCUUUUUGGAGAUGGCACACUGGGGUUACCUCAUUUUGCACUGAUAAGUUUCCAACACCAUGAGAGUUCCCUGUGUCAAAAACAGCCAUUUUAAAAAAAAGGAAAAGGAAAAAAAAUCAGUUUGUCAUUGCUUAACGUUUCUCCAUCUCAUUCUCUUUGUUUCUAUGAACACCUUAUGCUUUGGAUUUAUACCAAACUUGUAAUGACUUUGCUGCUUCCAGUUUUUAUUGAGGAGCCUUUGUGUCCCUUUCACAAAAAAAAUCUGAGCCUAUUAAUACAACAGCUUAACCUCUUGCUGCCCAUAGAGCCUUCAAACGUAUUUUCUUGGGUUUUCAUUCUUCCAGGGCUUCCUUAGCUCCUUGGCCUCUCAUUCUACAACAAACAAAAGGGAACAUGUUGCAAAUUGGACAUUGGGUCCAUACUUUAUUCAUGUCCUAAGAGUAAAGCAGACGAGGCAGUUUCCAAGCCAUUCCUUUCUGGUUCUGUUCUUCCCAUUUCACUUGCUGCGAGACACAACAGAAAUCCCAGCAGGUCAGGAACAAGAUAGAUAGGAACUGCCGCUGCCUUGUCUCAUGUCGCAGAGGAAAGAUUGAUGGCGUGCUUCUAUUUCGGUGGCAACUUUGGGACAAAACCACUUUGGGCUCUGCUUUGUUCUGUAGCGGUGUUUUAGCAUGGCACAAAGGGAGACCGCAUUUUCAGUAUCAACUGAAAAACUCCCUACUGUGCCAUUCUUGCAUGUUAAAAGUUCUGCUCAUUGUUGUUAAUAUGACUUGAAGAGGAAGGCAUUGCAUUUCUCUGUGAUGCUCUCUUCAGUUGAUGAACUGCAUUAAUGUUUGGAAUGAAAGUGUUGAUGGGAAGUAACCACACUAGAAUAAAACCCUUCUCCUUUCA